AUGGAGGUAGAAUUAGUUAGACACAAUGGAGGUUGCCACUGCAGGAAUGUAAAAUGGCGAGUUGAAGCACCAAAGAGAGUUGUAGCUUGGGAUUGUAACUGUUCAGAUUGCUACAUGAGGGGUAACACACACUUCAUUGUCCCUGCUAAAAGAUUUGAACUUUUGGGCGAUUCCAAUCAGUUUCUCACAACUUACACCUUUGGUACUCACACUGCAAAACACACCUUUUGCAAAGUUUGUGGUAUAACUUCCUUUUAUAUUCCUCGUUCGAACCCAGAUGGGGUUGCAGUCACAUUCAAGUGCGUUGACCCUGGUACUCUGCUCCAUGUUGAGGUUAUAAGCCAUGAUGGCAAGAAUUGGGAGACCUCAUACGCUCACUCAAAUAUUGCUUCAUAUUCCAAAGACACUUGACUUGAUGUUCUACCUACUUUAUUGUUUUCUCUCUUGAUUUCAAUUUCCCAUAAAGCAUCAUCUUCAUGUGUCUUUGAUACUAACCAAUAAAACAUUUUAAACAGAUGGCUCUGAAAGUUUCUCAAGCUGUCAAUCUUCAGUUUUGUAUGUAUGGUGUCUGUGUUUUGAUGAUUUGAUUUUGGUUGUAAAACAUUUGUCAUUCAAUUUUCCUCCUGGACUAAAACUAUCUUAUGUUUAUAGAGAUACAAAUGAAGCAACACCUGUUUCUUCUGUUAUUCUAAA
Messenger RNA from Cannabis sativa, 693 nucleotides. RefSeq lists its product as uncharacterized. The record is from RefSeq and is a predicted model, not a curated record. The transcript has a single exon. NCBI's taxonomy places the organism in Eukaryota, Viridiplantae, Streptophyta, Magnoliopsida, Rosales, Cannabaceae. Gene Ontology annotation, molecular function: carbon-sulfur lyase activity. Bases 1 to 411 code for a protein of 136 amino acids.